AUGUCGAGAAGAGCUCCCAUGCUCGCUCUCAGUACUUCGUUCUCCACCCGAUUACCGGAGAAGAUAACAGAAAAUUCGUUUCUGGAUAUUCGCAGCAGACUUGACCCCGCCACCUCCGAUAUCGAUAGAAAAGAGAAGCGGGAGGCAUCCUCAACGGAGAUAGCGACAACGGUACCAAAAAUAAUACCUCGAAGUGGAACGGACGACGAUAGCUCGUAUGCAACCAUUAUACCAGCGAUAGUGACUUUGGAAAACAAAGAAAGAGAUCUCCUUCGUCAGUUAGUACAAGUUCAGGAUUCUUUGAAAGCGACACGUUAUCUGCUGCGGGAGUUGAAAAGUAGUGAGGUUGCGAGAAUAUCGUACGUUUCUCGCAUCCCCGUGGAACUGUUGGCCUCCAUCUUCAAGUAUGGGGUCACGUUUUCGUUGAAAGGCAGGAGGUUCGAGCUUUUGGUCUCUCAUGUAUGCCAUAGAUGGAGGCACCUCGUCAUCAACACGCCAUCCCUUUGGACUGUGCUGCGCAUAUACCCACACUGUUCAUCUAAUUUGGUGACAUUGUACUGCAAACGAUCCCAAAAUCUCCCUUUGGACAUACUUUAUGAAGCUACGGAUUUUAAAGACCCUGGUGAAGAAAGCAAGGCCCUCAGCUCACAAGUCGCAGACUGCAAUCGAACGACACCCCUGAUUAUUGCUUGCAUUCAUCGUUGGAAGAAAUUGCAUAUUUCUACGUUCGAAUACCUCGGGUAUCACGUCUUUUCCAGCUUCGCUGACUUGUAUGCGCCACUCUCGGAAGACUUGUCUCUAUCCUUGGUCGAUGAUGAGUAUGCCUUUAAACCGAUAGAUGGUCCCACUGGACCAAAGCUAUUUCUGUUAGCGGGGGACAUCCCUAGCCUAGCUUCGCUCAAGCUCCACUCUUUAAAGGGAAACCUCUCGGUCAUUCCAACAGAAAGCCAUAUCUUAACUUCAUUAACGCUGUCACACACCACUAACGAGGAACUUGUCAUCAUGAAGUACAAGGACUUUCGUUCCUUACUUUCUGCUUUACCCGGACUUCUCAAUUUAGAGAUAACUGGCUGCCCCGUCUUUCGACCACCUAAAGCAUCCCUUAGCUCCUAUGGGCGACCACUCAGUGAGAACCCUAACUGUAUCCUGAUGCCAAGCUUGCGGUCACUCGUCUUCAGAGAUGCCCCCCCAGGAAUCAUGGUAGAUCCGUUGGUCGACCUUAUUAUAGCCCCAAAUCUAGAACACUUAGGUCUUCUAUUCGAGGAUGGCAAAAAUACUUUGACUUGCUAG
Messenger RNA from Serpula lacrymans var. lacrymans S7.9, 1290 nucleotides. RefSeq lists its product as uncharacterized. Gene Ontology annotation, molecular function: protein binding. The transcript has 3 exons. Bases 1 to 1290 code for a protein of 429 amino acids. NCBI's taxonomy places the organism in Eukaryota, Fungi, Basidiomycota, Agaricomycetes, Boletales, Serpulaceae. The record is from RefSeq and is a predicted model, not a curated record.